AUGGGCAGCGCCAGCCCAGGCCUGAGCAGCGUGCCCCCUGGCCGCCUCCUGCUGCCCCCCGACACGGCAUCGAGGACAGGCUUGGAGAAGGCAGCAGCAGGGGCGGCGGGUCCCGAGAGACGGGACUGGAGCCCCAGCCCGCCUGCCACGCCUGAGCAGGGCCUGUCUGCCUUCUACCUCUCCUACUUUGACAUGCUGUACCCUGAGGACAGCAGCUGGGCUGCCAAGGGCCCUGGGGCCAGCACUCGGGAGGGGCGGCCUGAGGAGCCUGAGCAGUGCCCGGUCAUUGACAGCCAAGCCCCCGGGGGCAGCCUGGACUUGGUGCCAGGUGGGCUGAGCCUGGAGGAACACUCGCUGGAGCAGGUGCAGUCCAUGGUGGUGGGCGAAGUGCUCAAGGACAUCGAGACAGCCUGCAAACUGCUCAACAUCACCGCAGACCCUGUGGACUGGAGCCCUGGCAACGUGCAGAAGUGGCUCCUGUGGACAGAGCACCAGUACCGGCUGCCCCCCGUGGGCAAGGCCUUCCAGGAGCUGGGGGGCAAGGAGCUGUGCGCCAUGUCGGAAGAGCAGUUCCGCCAGCGCUCGCCCCUGGGCGGGGACGUGCUGCACGCCCACCUGGACAUCUGGAAAUCAGCGGCCUGGAUGAAAGAGCGGACCUCGCCGGGCGCGAUCGACUACUGUGCCUCCACCAGCGAGGACAGCUGGGCCGACAGCGAGGUGGACUCGUCCUGCUCCGGGCAGCCCAUCCACCUGUGGCAGUUCCUCAAGGAGCUGCUGCUCAAGCCCCACAGCUACGGCCGCUUCAUUCGCUGGCUCAACAAGGAGAAGGGCAUCUUCAAAAUCGAGGACUCCGCCCAGGUGGCCCGGCUCUGGGGCAUCCGCAAGAACCGUCCUGCCAUGAACUACGACAAGCUGAGCCGCUCCAUCCGCCAGUAUUACAAGAAGGGCAUCAUCCGGAAGCCCGACAUCUCCCAGCGCCUGGUCUACCAGUUCGUGCACCCCAUCUGA
Molecule: messenger RNA, 1008 nt
Organism: Propithecus coquereli (Coquerel's sifaka)
Lineage: Eukaryota; Metazoa; Chordata; Mammalia; Primates; Indriidae
Gene: SPDEF
Product: SAM pointed domain containing ETS transcription factor
Exons: 5
Coding region: 1-1008 (335 amino acids)
Biological process (GO): regulation of transcription by RNA polymerase II; cell differentiation
Cellular component (GO): nucleus
Molecular function (GO): sequence-specific DNA binding; DNA-binding transcription factor activity, RNA polymerase II-specific
Source: RefSeq, a predicted model, not a curated record